AUGUGCUCCAGGAUCCCCUUGUUGCUGCUGCUCCUGCUAUUGGCCUUGGGGCCCAGGGUACAGGGCUGCCCGUCCGGCUGCCAGUGCAGUCAGCCACAGAUGGUUUUCUGUACUACCCGCCAGGGGACCACGGUGCCCCAAGAUGUGCCGCCCGACACGGUGGACCUGUACGUCUUUGGAAACGGCAUCACCACUCUCGACGUGGGCAGCUUUGCUGGCCUGCAGGGCCUGCAGCUCCUGGACCUAUCACAGAACCAGAUCGACAGCCUGCCCAGCGGGGUAUUUCAGCCCAUUGCCAACCUCAGCAACCUCGUCCUGACCGCCAACAGGCUGCGCGAGAUCACCAAUGAGACCUUCCGUGGCCUGCGGCGCCUUGAGCGCCUCUACCUGGGCAAGAACCGCAUCCGCCACAUCCAGCCCGGCGCCUUUGAUACACUUGAUCACCUCCUGGAGCUCAAGCUGCAGGACAAUGAGCUGCAGGUGCUGCCCCCGCUGCGCCUGCCCCGCCUGCUGCUGCUUGACCUCAGCCACAACAGCCUCCCGGCCCUGGAGACCGGUGUCCUGGACACUGCCAACGUGGAGGUGCUGCGGCUUGCCGGCCUGGGGCUGCGGCAGCUGGAUGAGGGGCUCUUCAGCCACCUGCGCAACCUCCACAACCUGGAUGUGUCCGACAACCAGCUGGAGCGGGUGCCGCCUGUGAUCCGUGGCCUGCGGGGCCUGACGCGCCUGCAGCUGGCUGGCAACACCCGCAUUGCCCAGCUGCGGCCCGAGGACCUGGCUGGCCUGGCUGCCUUGCAGCAUCUGGACCUGAGCAACCUGAGCCUGCAGGCCCUGCCGAACGACCUUGUGGGCCUCUUCCCCCGCCUGCGGUUCCUGGCAGCUGCCCGCAACCCCUUCAACUGUGUGUGUCCCUUGAGCUGGUUUGGCCCCUGGGUGCGUGAGAGCCGUGUCAUGCUGGCCAGCCCCGAGGAGACACGCUGCCACUUCCCGCCAAAGAACGCUGGCCGGCUGCUCCUGGAGCUUGACUAUGCUGACUUCGGCUGCCCGGCUACCACCACUACAGCCACGGUGCCCACCACGAGGUUCGUGGCAUGGGAACCCACCCUUCCACCAUCCAGCUUAGCUCCCACCUGGUUGAGUCCCACGGAGGUGGCCACCCAGGCCCCCAGCCCACCAUCCACUGCCCCCCUGACCCUGGGGCCUGCCCCCCCACCCAAGGACUGCCCAGCGUCCACCUGCCUCAAUGGAGGCACAUGCCACCUGGGGUCAGGGCACCAUCUAGAGUGCCUGUGUCCUGAGGGCUUCACAGGCCUAUACUGUGAAAGCCAGGUGGGACAGGGGACACGGCCCAGCCCCACACCGGCCACACUGAGGCCCCCAGGGUCCCUGCCCCUCAGCAUUGAGCCGGUGAGCUCCACCUCCCUGCGCGUGGGGCUGCAGCGCUACCUGAAGGGCAGCACCGUGCAGCUCAGGAGCCUCCGCCUCACCUACCGCAACCUGUCGGGCCCUGACAAGCGGCUGGUGACACUGCGGCUGCCUGCCUCACUCGCUGAGUACACGGUCACCCAGCUGCGGCCCAAUGCCACCUACUCCAUCUGCGUCAUGCCCUUGGGGGCUGGGAGGGUGCCUGAGGGUGAGGAGGCCUGUGGGGAGGCCCGCACACCCCCAGCUGCCCACUCCAACCACUCCCCAGUCACCCAGGCCCGCGAAGGCAACCUGCCACUCCUCAUAGCGCCUGCCCUGGCCGCCGUGCUCCUGGCUGCACUGGCUGCCAUAGGGGCAGCCUACUGUGUGCGGCGGGGCCGGGCUGCGGCAGCAGCCGCUCAGGGCAAAGGGCAGGUGGGGCCAGGGGCUGGGCCCCUGGAGCUGGAGGGGGUGAAGGCCCCCUUGGAGAUAGGCCCCAAGGCAACUGAGGGCAGCCGGGAGGCCCCACUCAGUGGGCCUGAGUGUGAGGUGCCGCUCAUGGGCUACCCAGGGCCCAGCCUCCAGGGGCACCUCCCCACCAAGCCUUACAUCUAAGCCUGUGAGUGAUGGGGCAGCCAGCGCCCCCUGCUGCCAC
Molecule: messenger RNA, 2059 nt
Organism: Cynocephalus volans (Philippine flying lemur)
Lineage: Eukaryota; Metazoa; Chordata; Mammalia; Dermoptera; Cynocephalidae
Gene: VASN
Product: vasorin
Exons: 1
Coding region: 1-2019 (672 amino acids)
Cellular component (GO): extracellular matrix
Molecular function (GO): protein binding
Source: RefSeq, a predicted model, not a curated record